Cucumis melo (muskmelon) is the source of this 1942-nucleotide messenger RNA. Its product is annotated as NAC domain-containing protein 91-like. Gene Ontology annotation, biological process: regulation of DNA-templated transcription. Gene Ontology annotation, molecular function: DNA binding. The transcript is spliced from 6 exons. Bases 302 to 1702 code for a protein of 466 amino acids. Lineage: Eukaryota; Viridiplantae; Streptophyta; Magnoliopsida; Cucurbitales; Cucurbitaceae. The record is from RefSeq and is a predicted model, not a curated record.
UUUGGAAGUAAGAAAGUUAAACUACUUAAUGGAGCGACAAUUGACAUUCCUGAAAAUGUUUUUCUUUAUUGACAAGGCAAAGACAAGGGUUCUUCUCUCAUAUUUGUGACAAUCAAAAUUGAUAGCAUUUGUUCCCUCACCUAAUUUCUUCCUUUUAGAAUAAUUUGUAGCAUUUGUUCCCUCAGAGAAAAAUCAAAAAAGGACCCAAAUACUUUAAUCUAAAAGAUAGCAAAUCAUGAACCACUAGUACUAUACAAGAACAGCCACCACCAUUAUUGACUGAACUUUGGUAUGAAAAUUGAUGGGGAGCUUUACCAUUCCUCCAAAUGAUUUACUGCCGAUUGGUUUCCGAUUUCGUCCCACGGAGGAGGAGCUGAUUACUCAUUACCUCAGGAACAAGAUUCUUGGCCGUCAAUCUCUUGUUCAAUAUAUCCCUCAGAUUGAUCUCUUCAACUACGAUCCUUGGGAUCUCCGUAAGUUUUCCCUUCUCGAGUCCGAUAAUUAUGAGUGGUUUUUCUUCCGAUCCCUCACCUCCAAAACUAAAAGGACUACCAGUUCUGGGUGCUGGAGAUCCACCGGCGAUGAUAAACGCAUCAUGGCUCGAGGAACCAACAACGUCAUCGCCACUCGAAAAAUUUUAGUGUUCUAUCGAGGCCGGGGUAAGGAUGCUGAAAAAACCAAAUGGGUCAUUCAUGAAUAUUACCUUCAGCAAGAUACUAAUGGCAUCUCGUCAUCCCAGUUGCCGUUCGUCGUUUGUCGAUUGAAAGAAAAUGAAGAAGAGUUUAGAUCAGAUGAUCAACGAAAGAAGCGCAAAAAGAGACAAAUCCGUUGGAAUGUAGACAACGAUCAACCCGCUUCGGAAGAUUUUCCAAAUACACAUCAACCAACACAGCCUCCAAAUUAUUUUGAAAAUGAAGGUAGUCUCAUUGAGUUUGUAAACUCGAUGUUUGAUCCAGACAAAUGCCUCGAUGAUGCGAGCUCGAAGAUGUGCAAGACCACUCCAUGGUGUUCCGAAUCAGAACCAAGAGAACAAGGUUCAAUGAACAUUAUUCAACAUUGCAGUGACAGCAAUAGUGAAGUAAAUAACCAAUUAUUACAGCCUGAAUCUUCAAUGGCUAGUGAACUUAAUUCCUAUAAGCUUAAUUUGUUGUUGAAUGAAAUGCUUGACAACGAUGAAACCUUUGAUGAGGUGACAGCAAACAACCGCACUGAUAAUUACAGCAAAGAGGAAUUAGAAAGCAUGGUUCAUGAACUAAUUCAAGCUGGUGAUACGACUUUCAGCAUCUCGGACUUUGGUGAAGGACCGAGGACGAUAAUUCAAAAGUCGCGUAGAAAACCCCUUAUGGCAAAGCAUUCUCAAUACAAAGAGGAAAAGGAUGAGUUGGAAGACAAUUCUUGUGGACAAACUUUAAAAGUUCAACGUCAACCGAAGUCCGACAGCAUUGUAUCCCAUAGAGAUGAACCAAAAAGAGACCAAUUGAGGAGGGAAAUUCGAUGUAAAAUAAUGCAACAACACAAGGCUGAAGAAGAUGAGAAACAUAUAUCAGGGACAUAUUCUAAUGAGAGUCCAAGAAAUUGCUUUUGGUAUAUUUUAACUACAAAAAGGAUUCACCACAAGUCGAGUGAUCAACCAAUAGACUAUGUUGCUAAAGUGCUUUUAGGAUUCAUAAUGUUAAUAAUGCUUGUUCUAACUAGUUUUUGAAAUUUUUAGAAAUUGGGAGAGGAAAUUAGUUACCUCUUGCCUAAAUCUGAGGAUUGAUUGUAGAAAGUGAGAAAGGGGAAGACUUAUAAUCAGCCAUUGUCGAACAUCUACGUUGUAUAACUUCGAAGGAUACUAUACGGGGUAUCGUUGUAUGUAUUAUAUUUAAUUAUUUACAAACAGUUUAGAUAAGUCUAUAUAAACUCUCUAAUUUAGAGAUCUAUUAUAAAAUUGUUCCAAUUA